GUUCAAGAAGAUGUGCUUCGCUGGUUCAGAGGAAAACCACAUGAAUUUUUCGCCGACGGCAAGCGGAAACUUAUUCGACAUUGGCUGAUCUGCAUCGACAAAGAAGGCGACUGUGUUGAAAAGUUAAGGUACUGUCAUGUAGCAGACAUCCUAAGCUUUCAUUUGGUGAAUAACUUUUGUAUGUAGCAUCAGUAAUAAAGAAAUUAUGAACUUGGAGGCAAAACUUUUUGAACGACCCGUGUAAAAGAGAUUGCGCGGUUACUCGUGGACCUGCUCCAAAACUCUAUUCUUGGGUAUGGAAGUAAAGGGUUAAGGACUGUGUUCAUCAAUUUGACAAGGGUUUGCAUGACAGUAACAUGGAAAACAAUGAGCAUUAAAUUGGGUCAGCAACGCUUAAACUGUCAAACACGGCCAAAGACUUGCCAUUUUUUUUCGACUCGUAGCAGUUGUCAACUCUCAACCCAAAAGCCGACUCUCUCUCUCUCUCUCUCUCUCUCUCUCUCUCUCUCUCUUUGUCUCUCUCUCACACACACACACACACACACCUCGAUGGGAGAAGCCCAACAUGCAUUAUAAAGUAGCUGUGAGAUAAGCCCAAAACACUUUACGCUCUAUCAGCAGGCAGUCUCUUCCGACCCUGAUGACUUUUAGAGCAUAGCGAUCCCUACUGUUAAACAGCACUUACUUUCAUUCUUCAGCCUGUUAAAAGAGUCGCGCAAAAGUAUUUGUCAACCGUGAAUGUAAUCUAUCUUUAGAAUCGAUUCUUUUCUCACAGCACAGCUCUUCUUUUCAUUCAAAUAAUUUUUAUACAAACAUAACUUUAGAGUGCGUUCGACUCGUUCAAGUGUGGAGGAGUGGAACGGAGCCUUAAGACAGACGUCAUAGGAGAAAAUUAAGCCAAACAAGAGCAACUUCACAAUUAGAUCUGAGGGGGAAAAGGCUUCUUUCUUCACUACAAGUUUGUCAGCCGGAACGACUGAAGCUGAAUCGGACUACACCCUACAUCAACUGAUUCUAGGACAGCCAUGCCAAUAAAGUAUCUUGUGGAUGGGUCCCGAACCAGAACACCUGGUCUCCGUGAAGCUGGAGGAAGGGGAGAUGACUCUUCAGGACUGGGUGAAAGAGUAUCCGGAGCAGCUGGGGUCCACGGUCAAUAAGACCUUCGGGGGCAAGCUCCCCUUCUUGCUCAAAGUGCUGUCUAUACAGACGGGAGCUUGCUGAGAAGUUGCAUUUGGCCAAUUCUAAAGAAUACAAGGACGACCACCACAAGCCAGAAAUGAUGGUUGCUUUAACUCCCUUCGCGGGACUCUUUGGCUUCAGGAAGGUGCAAGAGUUGUGUAGUUUUGUCGCUAGAAUUCCGGAGUUGCGCAAAGUUCUCGAAACGAUCCCGGACGAAUUGUUUGAUGAGGUUGUUACCGAGAACGGCCAACAGUUUAAACAAGACGGUCAGGAAGAUACGAUGAAAGAGUGCUUCAAGGCGCUCAUGCGUGCAGACAAGGACACAGUGAGCACGGAGCUGGUGAACCUUGCUGAACGUAUUACAAGAAUGAAGAAGAACGGUGAAGACAUUUCUCAUCUGGAGGGAGAGGUGUUUCUCAAAGUCUACGAAGACUACCCAGGAGACAGAGGCUGUUUCUCCAUCUACUUCCUCAACGUUCUGCAUCUGACGCCAGGCGAGGCUGUGUUUGUGAACACGUCAGUUCCACACGCCUACAUCUCUGGAGAGAAGAACGGUGAAGACAUUUCUCAUCUGGAGGGAGAGGUGUUUCUCAAAGUCUACGAAGACUACCCAGGAGACAGAGGCUGUUUCUCCAUCUACUUCCUCAACGUUCUGCAUCUGACGCCAGGCGAGGCUGUGUUUGUGAACACGUCAGUUCCACACGCCUACAUCUCUGGAGACUGCGUCGAGUGCAUGGCCAGCUCCGAUAACUUGAUACGUGGGGCGUUCACGCAGAAACACAUGGACAUUGAUACACUGAUUGAGAUGCUGGACUAUUCUGACGCGUAUGCCAUCUGUCCCAAGCUACAGGGAGAAGACAUAUCAAAGAAUGACGUGCGUGUUACUCGCUUCAGCACGCCCUUCCCGGACUUCGGGAUAACGAAAUAUGAGGUUCCAAACCACAACGAGAGUUUUGAGAUGGACGCCAUCUGUAGCCCAAGCAUCUGCAUUGUCAUCAAGGGACACGGUACAGCCACAUGCCAACGAGGAGCACCGGCAACCUUGAGCUUGAAAGAAGGGAGUACGUUUUUCCUAGCGGCGGACACUGUCAUGGCCGUCUCGUGUGCCGGUUCGGGGAUGCUGCUGUACCGUGGACAUGUUCGGGUACCUUGAAGAACUGACUGGACUUUGGACAGAUUUCUCAUUUUUAAUGUUGCUUUUUAGAAUCAAAGUUGAAAUUAAAAUCACGUUCCGGUGUUUUAUUAAAUAUAGGUAUCUUGUUAAAUCUUUCAAGUGCUUUACUCAUUUUCACGUUGCUUUUUGAAGCAAAUUUGAAAUUGAAAUUGCUUUUCACUGUUUUAUUAAAUAAAGGUAUCUUGUUAAAAAAUAUGUUCUAGUGCUUCUUAACUCAUUGAAGAAGCAGCGCAUUACGGCCAUUUGGCAACACUUAAAAACGCAUUAUUGAGGGGACAUUUAAAAGAAAAUAAAAGAAAGACAACUUCCUAAUCUAUA
Molecule: messenger RNA, 2671 nt
Organism: Aplysia californica (California sea hare)
Lineage: Eukaryota; Metazoa; Mollusca; Gastropoda; Aplysiida; Aplysiidae
Product: mannose-6-phosphate isomerase
Biological process (GO): GDP-mannose biosynthetic process; carbohydrate metabolic process
Cellular component (GO): cytosol
Molecular function (GO): mannose-6-phosphate isomerase activity; zinc ion binding
Source: RefSeq, a predicted model, not a curated record